CCAGAAAAUGUCGAUGACAUCUCAAGAAGUUAUUUCUUCCUCUUCCGGACUUAUUUGGAAGAUCUAAGCGUGAUGAUUAUUAUGGUCGAACGCUCCCAAAUAAUGACAAAGUUUAAUACUCGUGAUUAGCCACAAAUGAGGAACGUCGUACUGGGAUCGAAAUUCACGGAGAGAGAAAACUUCCGCUUUUAAGCGGAAGGAAGUGGAUCUGCAUAAGAUAUAGCCUUGGACGUUAUUCGAUCUCGAUCUAAAUCGUUGGAUCAAGAGUCUGGCAUGUACGGUUCCACGGAAAGUACAGAUCCGUUUGAUUCUGGAGUCACGGGAUCAACGAGAAGCAGCAAUGAGCCACUAUUUAGUCCUUCACCUCCACCUCCUUACGAAGAGCGAAGAACUUUCGACAUUGGAUCUCGGGAAUUCAAACUCAAUAGGAUAAAUCUCCUAUUUGCAUUUGUUGUGGUAGUCGGGGAUGUUGGCCAAGACAUAUCAUUGCAUCUUUGGCUCAGCUCUGCCAAUGAAACGACAAAGAAGUGCCAAGAGAUAGCUAUCGACAGUUACUUUGUAUUAUCGUUUGGUAGUCUGUCGUCUUUCGUGAUCUUUGGAUUGGGAGCUUUGUUUAUUCGAAUCGUUUUUCCCCGACAUCUUGGCGAGACGGAAAGGAGCUUUCCACAAUUUUCCUUAUUUUUAAUUGGGCUCUGUAGUGCUUUGAACGAAGUGCUUGCAGUGUUUGCUAGUGGAACAACAAGAACACCGUUAUAUCUCCAAAUUAUUCUGGGGAUUUUGAUGAUCCCUUUAACAGUUCUAUUCAGGCGCCUGAUUUUGAGAAAGAAGCCAACUCGUAGAAAACUGCUAUGUGCUGUAGCUGUUACAAUUGUGCCUUGCAUUUGCGGGCUCACUCCACUGAUGAUAUGUCCGCAGCUAAAAGUGGAUUUUGAUCAAACUUCUAAAGAAGAGAAUUCGUCAAAAGUGUUAUGGCCUUUAGUUUUUAUAAUAACCUUUGUUCCAGCGACCAUUAUGAACGUCCUGGACGAAAAAGCAGUGAAAAAACAAAAUGAGAUGUCACGGAGAGGAAUUAACUUGUUUUAUUUUUUUUGCUGGACGUCCUUUUAUCAGCUGAUCUGUGUUGUGUUGAUGUUUUGGCUGGAUAUUCUCCCGGGGUUUGGAAAUGCGCGUUCAAUUCAAAAGAUCGGAGAAAAUUGGCAGGUUGGAGUUAAACAUUUUUUUGGCCGGGAAGCAAGCUGCGAUGCCACAUCAGGCAUCGAAGGAACUUUCUUUAUUCUCAUGAACGUUUCGUCCUUUGUUGGAGGAGUUAAUCUACUGAGACACGCCGAGGGAGCCACUUGGCUGGCUAUCAUAGUGUCGCUUUCUAUACCACUACGAUUUAUUUUUUGGUCUCUGUUCAGUGAGAAAUCACGCAGGUGGCAAUGGGAUCCACAUCACUUCUUAAGCGCAGGGCUUGGUUUAGCUGCUCUGUUGUUUAUGAUUCCCGCCACUGUAAUCUACUUUAAGGGGAAACGAGAAACAUCAGUUGAAGAUGCCGAAAGGACUGAAAGAUAGAAGGAACAUAUUAUUUUAAAGGGGAGAGAUUGCUCAUUGAUACAAGCAGAGGGACUUUAAAAAUAAUAAAAACAUUCUAUGUAAUGUCUACUCAAAUUUGGUACAAAAAAAUCCAUGAUAUGUUUCUGAUUCAUAACAUUUUAGUACCUGCAUCAUUCAAACCCUUAAAAUGUCAGUCAAAAAAGAUAAAAUGAUCCUGAGAUAUCCUUUCUUAAAUACUAAAAGCAUGCGUUAGGAGAAUAAAUGAAUUUGAAGUUCAA
Stylophora pistillata is the source of this 1814-nucleotide messenger RNA. RefSeq lists its product as uncharacterized. Lineage: Eukaryota; Metazoa; Cnidaria; Anthozoa; Scleractinia; Pocilloporidae. The record is from RefSeq and is a predicted model, not a curated record.